Molecule: messenger RNA, 269 nt
Organism: Mesitornis unicolor (brown roatelo)
Lineage: Eukaryota; Metazoa; Chordata; Aves; Mesitornithiformes; Mesitornithidae
Product: methyl-CpG-binding domain protein 2-like
Exons: 2
Source: RefSeq, a predicted model, not a curated record
CUCUUCUGGGAGAAGAGGCUACAAGGCCUCAGCGCAUCAGACGUCAGCGAGCAGAUCAUAAAAUCCAUGGAGCUACCGAAAGGUCUUCAAGGGGUUGGCCCGGGGAACAACGACGACACGCUGCUGUCGGCGGUGGCCAGCGCGUUGCACACCAGCUCGGCGCCCAUCACGGGGCAGCUCUCUGCGGCGGUGGAGAAGAACCCGGCCGUGUGGCUCAACACGUCGCAGCCCCUCUGCAAAGCCUUCAUCGUCACGGACGAUGACAUUAG